Messenger RNA from Sphaerodactylus townsendi, 822 nucleotides. RefSeq lists its product as uncharacterized. The transcript is spliced from 2 exons. Bases 93 to 716 code for a protein of 207 amino acids. Lineage: Eukaryota; Metazoa; Chordata; Lepidosauria; Squamata; Sphaerodactylidae. The record is from RefSeq and is a predicted model, not a curated record.
AGAAACACAGGAACAAUUUGCUAGGAUGGAGCAAGAAAUGAAAGCCAUUAAACAGGACAUGAAAGGAAAUGCUGCACAAUUUAAAAAAAUAGAUGACACUGAAGGAAAUAAAAACUGCAAUAAAGGACAAUGCAGAAAAGGUGGAGGAAGUGGAUGAAAAGGUGCUGACUCUCAGAGAGCAAUUUGAAAGACAGAAUGACUAUAUGGCCAUAAUGGAAUACAAACAAAAGGAAACCUUUCUGAGAAUACGAGGACUACCGGAAAAAGACAACGAAAACUUACUGCAAAGAAUUUUACCUAUGCUUAGCCAAGUAUGGAGCCUAGAAGAAGAUGAUGCUGUCAGGGAAAUUGACAGGCUGUAUAGAGUGAACUCUAAAAUUGCAAGAGACAGAAGGCUCCCAAGAGAUAUAAUUAUAAAUUGUGUCAGGAAAAGCAUGCGGGAUGAAAUUUUAAGAUUCCACUCUACAUCUAGAAUCCAACUGGAAGGAAAGGACAUGAUCAUCCUGAAGGAGAUACCUGCAGUAAUUAGAAGGAAAAGGAAAGACUAUACACAACUUGUGGACACAUUACGUUUAAACAACAUCUCAUUUAGAUGGAACAUACCCGAAGGUCUCUUCUUUCAGCUUGACUCCAGGAAUUACAAUAUCAACACAGUGACCAAAGCCCAGGAUUUCCUGACGAAGAAUAAGAAAAAUCUUAAAUAUCUUGACAACUAGGUGCAGCUCGCCUCACCUUGGCAAAGACAUGGAAGACAGAUCGUAUCCCAACAUUGGAAGACUGGAUUACAAAGGUCCAACAACUUUUUAUAAUGGACAAAAGCUC